CUCUAUUUUUUCGGUCUCACAUCCCAGCUUCCAUUCCUCGAAUCUCGAUCAGGGUUUCUGUAAGCCGUCGUUUUAGUUCCUGCAUCUUUCCACCACCUGCGUCUGUUCUACAAUUCGUUCCUCGCCGGGACAGCAGUUUUUGAUCCACCUUAAGUGGUUCUAGUCAUAUCCACAAAAUGAUGAAAGCUUAGAGUGCAUUUGAAGCCUUUAGAUUUGGCGGGCAACUAAUGGCCUCAACUAUAUGUGGAAAACUCGUGGGUAAACUUUAGAGCAAAUAGAUGCCACUACUCUUAGGGUCUUUUAGCUUAAUACAUAAGGAUCCAAUGUCUACAAAAGUCGACUCACCCUCUUCCACAGAACCUCGUCAAGCUCUGUUUUCUGGUUCACCUACAGUUUCAGCCAGCAGCCCCAGGGUAUCCAUGUUUGGGGCGAAGGCAGGAUUUGUUAUACCAAAGAAUAAGUUGUCAGGUUCCUUGGUUCCCAUAUUCCGUGGUGGCAGCAAAGCAGAUACUGGAAGUGUUGUCAAGGAAGAGAACACAAAGCAAGUUCAAAGAAAAACAAAAUGGGGUAUUGAUCUUACACAAGAUGCUAAUGUUCGAAAGGGGAAAGCCUUAGCUUAUCAGACUAGAGUGGAGCAGAUCACUCAGCAGCUGAAGUCUGGAUCUCUGGAAUUUGAAGAUGAUCAAGGUCCCGAGUCACCAAAACAGGAUUCCACUUCUAAUUCAGAGAUUAAUCAUGUUGAUAACAAGUGUCAUAAGGCUGAACUUCUGGAAUUGGAAAGAAGGGAACUUAUUGGUGAAAUAUUACGUUUAAAUCCCAGUUAUAAGGCUCCACCAGAUUACAAGCCACUACUGAAGGAGUCUAAAGUUCUUAUUCCAGUAUGUUUAGCGUUUAAAACAUAUCCAGGCUACAACUUUGUUGGCUUGUUAUUGGGGCCUGAAAGCAACACACAAAAGAGACUCGAAGAAGAAACUGGAGCGAAAGUUCGAGUUUAUGGAAUCAAAUCUGGCUUAGGGGAAAAGCGGGAAAUAACCAAGUCAGACAUUAGUGAAGCUCCGGAUGCCUAUGAUGAUAUUUAUGUCCUUGUUUCAGCAGACACAUAUGAGAAGGUUGAUACAGCAGUGGCACUUAUUGAGCUUCUUCUCACUCCGGUAUCUGGAAAUGCUGGAAUCUCUCCAAAAGGUGCACCUUCAUCAGCUGGGAUCAAUGAGGAUGUUCAAACCAAAAAUCCUGACUCAUCUGGUUUUUCGAUGACGCCUCAACCUUCAUCACUGCCAGUUAUUCAAGCUGACCAAACACCAUUUCAGCCAUACCCUGGUCACUGGUUCCCAGCAACCACACCAAAUGUUCUUUCUCACCCAUCUUCUGCUUUCAUGCCUCCACUUUUUCCCAACAAUCCAGCUCCAAUCUUACGCCCCCCUCUUGGUGUGCCUCAAUAUUUUGCUCGACCUUCUGGUAUUCUCUCAGUUUCAAUAACAUCGACACCAGCUGUCUUAAGGCCCACAUUGCCUAUUCAGUUACCUCCAAACCAAUCCCCUUCAGGUCCCAUUUCACAACGAUUAAGCUCUGGUCCAGUGGCUCCUUUAAGACCCCCAGGACCAGUGAAUCCACAGAUUGGGCCACCAAUCAGGCCAUUAAUAACGCCAAUAGCUUCUUCCAGCUGGCCUCCUGCUUCAAAUGCUCCUCUUGCAUGGCCAGGCUCGAAUCUGAUGGUUCCUCCUUUAAAUACAACAAUGAAGCCACUGGCUUUUCCUUCAGCUCCCACUAGCUCCAGGCCUUCUCAAUCUAACGUUUCUGAUAAUGCUGCAAGGCCUGCCGCAAAUUUUGCUCCUCAUUCAAUUUCUCUUAUUCCCACCCGACCAUCUACGAGUCAAACUAAUUUUUCAUUGGCACCUUCCCAGACUGGACUAGUUCCAACUGCAGGAAUUGCUUCAUUAUUCCCAAAUUCAUCAAUACCUCCUCCAUUACCAGUACCAGGGUCCUUGAUAUCACCACCACCACCACAAGCACCAUUACUACGUCCGACUUCUUUCUCUCAGAUAGCACCUGCAUCAGUAAUGGCUACACCUUCCCCUUCAGUAGUCCGGGCUCCAAUCCCAUUGCCAACAACAUCUCGGGCACAAGCUCCUAUGCCUGUUCAACCACAAUUGAAGCCACCUCAGCCACCACCAGCAAUAUCGCCUUCCAAUUCAACCAUUAGUCCUACUUUCCCUCCUCCAACAAACAGUCCUGUUGGUGCUCCCCCUCCUACAACUCCCAAACCACUUCGUCCCAUUUCUGGAGAUUUUACUUUUCAGCCUCUCGGAACUCAGCUGCCAUCUCCGCCAAGCAGUCCAGCAUCUCACCCUUCUGCAAUCCAGAACUCGCUGCAGGCUCCAUUUGCAGCACCAAAAGCACCAUCCUUUAGGCCAGCUUUGCACAGCCCUAUGCCUGCUGCUCUUGCUCAAAGUUCGGCAAGAACUCCAGUUCUUCCAGCUGCUUCUGCGAUUGCUUCUUUUCCAGCCAAUGCAAGCAACAUUAGACCACCACCUACCCCCAUUCUUCAAGCCUACCCAGGUCUAACCCCUGUACAGCCAAUGGCUUCAGCUAUUCCAGUUGGCAAACCAAGCUUUCCUCGAGCAUCCCAAGCUCCAAAUCCUUCGGGUACCAUGCCUUCUUAUCCUACAACUUUUCAACAGGUUCAUCAGAAUCAAUUGCCUCAUGUUAGCAGACCUGGUGGAAGUCUUGUGGUACCAAACCUACAGUUGGGUACUAAACCAAUAGGCUUUACUGCAGGAGACGUACACUCAACUCCUGGAGGCAGUCAGAUUUAUGAUCCAUUUUCACCAACAGCUUCAGCAGCACCUCCUCAUCAGGGAACCAAUAAUCCUGCCAAUAUUAAAAAACCAGAGACAGAUGCCGAAUAUGAAGAUCUGAUGGCCUCUGUCGGUGUGAAGUGAUUCAGUCAGAAACUCGAACUCCAACUCGAACUAGAGCACGUAUAAGAAGUAACAACAGGAGGAGUGCUGCAUCUGUGCUUCAAACUGUUUUGGUUGAACUGGGGUGGGAAACUCAAUCUUUUUUUUUUCUUUAAAAACUUUCAUAAUCUGUUGCUGGUUAGAGAAAGCUUCAUGUCUUAUUGCAGAUUUCAUUCACUUUGUUGCAA
Molecule: messenger RNA, 3145 nt
Organism: Phalaenopsis equestris
Lineage: Eukaryota; Viridiplantae; Streptophyta; Magnoliopsida; Asparagales; Orchidaceae
Product: proline-rich extensin-like protein EPR1
Exons: 10
Coding region: 279-2939 (886 amino acids)
Biological process (GO): regulation of mRNA splicing, via spliceosome
Cellular component (GO): nucleus
Molecular function (GO): mRNA binding
Source: RefSeq, a predicted model, not a curated record